Perca flavescens (yellow perch) is the source of this 4529-nucleotide messenger RNA. It is a transcript of the gene tgif2, whose product is annotated as TGFB-induced factor homeobox 2. The record is from RefSeq and is a predicted model, not a curated record. Gene Ontology annotation, molecular function: DNA binding. The transcript has 3 exons. Lineage: Eukaryota; Metazoa; Chordata; Actinopteri; Perciformes; Percidae. Gene Ontology annotation, biological process: regulation of DNA-templated transcription. The coding region runs from base 260 to 2092 and encodes 610 amino acids.
UUGGCAAAGAGCUGGCGCUGCUGCGUGCAGGUAAAAGGAACAAGCCACACAAAACAGAAAACAUUUUUCUUGGCAGAAAGCGAGGAGUGCGAUGGAAACGGACUCUCUCUCGAGGUAUUUAAGUCGAUGAAAAAGCGCAACACCUUCAGCUUCUUGGAAGAAAGUACCGUUGUGUCAACCAUCGUUUGGCUCCCGGACACGCUUUGUAUAGCAAGCAACUUGGACAGCUGCGUGUUUUCAGGCAAACCAUCAACAAAGAAUGAAAGCUUUCAAACGAGCUCUAGAAGAAGAGCAGCAUAGCCUGGAGCAUGAGCACUCCUCGGCUGUCUCGGACAGUGAUGACGGCUCCCCGCUCGACCUGUCAGGAAGGGGGCUCUUUGGGAAGCGCCGUCGCCGCGGCAACCUGCCCAAGGAGGCGGUGCAGAUUCUGCGGAGCUGGCUGUACGAGCACCGCUUCAACGCCUACCCGUCAGAGCAGGAGAAACUCAGUCUGUCAGGCCAGACCGACCUCUCUGUGCUGCAGAUAUGUAACUGGUUCAUCAAUGCACGUCGCCGCCUCCUCCCUGACCUGCUUCGCAAGGAUGGCAAAGAUCCCACCAAGUUCACCAUCUCACGGAAGGUUGGUGGUAAAAGUGAAGGCCACUCGUCUAAUGGAGGUGGAGCCAGCUCUCCAGAAAGCAACUCUUCCACCACCUCAUCUCAGCAACGCCCGUCUGUCAUCCGCUCUGGCCCUACGUUGGACCUCAGCCUUCUUGGGAGCACAGCGACUGCUAUUCUGACAGGAGCAGGCUACCCUGGUAAGGAAGGGUCGGUCCAGGCGCUGAUGAAGCUGGACACACAAAGUCUGCUGAGGGAAGCGGAGGAACAGGGGGCAAAUAUGUUUUGUCUCACCAGCACAACAAUGGCAGCUAGCCCCACCAGUGGCCUCUUCAACACGCCUCCCCCAACUCCUCCUGAGCUGUUCCCUACCCAGGACUUCAGCGACUUGAGGCUCCUGGUCGACGCUGCUCUGCAGAGGGCAGCAGAGCAGGAGAACCUGAAGAGGCUCCAGGAGAGCCAGAACAGACCUACAGAGGCUGGAAAGACUGAACUAGUGGAGGCACCGUGCAGUGCGUAUAGCAGUGACCUAGGACCCACGCCGCCUCCAGAGGACAGCCAACAAGUCAUGGAUCCUUCCCGGGUGCAGAGUCUGAUGGAGAAGGCUAUGGCUGUUCAAGUGUCUGCUGUAACUUCAGUAACUACUCCAGUGCCUUUGUCUUUAGCAGCCUCUGUACCAGUCACAGCUCCCGCCUUGGUCUCAGCCCCGUGGCUGUCUCCUCUCCUGAUGAAUAAAGUCAUCUGGAGCCCCUCGGAGAAGGACACUGCCAGAGCCUCCGGCCCAAACCAGCCUCCGCUCAUCCCAGCCCAUCUGCCAACCGCAGUGCCAGCGUCUGCCUCAGUUUUAGGACAGCCAAAUUCUCAGAAACCAGCUGCUGCUCCAGUCAUCACCCCAGCUUCAUCAUCGGCUGCAGCCUCCGGCUCCGUUGCAGCUACAAGACCGGUCUCGCUGCCAUCACCAGUCUUUGUCUCGGCCACAAGUCCCGCUUCUGUCACUGCCCCAAGCCAGGCUUCAUCCCACGCUGUAGCGCUGGUUCCAGCUGCUCCUUCUUCAGCCGUCUCCUCUUUCACAGACCCCAGAGGAGUCCCACUUUACCUGCCAUUCAACAAAUCUCCCAUAAUCCCAGUCACGGUUCCAUGUCUAUCGCCCGUUUCUACUGCAGCGUCCUCUCCAUCCCCUGUUCACAACCCAGUCUUUGCCUCUGCCCAAACUCCAACUCCUCGCCCAGCUUCAGCCCCAACAUCCCCUUCUAUGCCAACAAUUACACCUCUUCUCGGCCUGGCUUCCCACCUCACUGCUUCUCUUCAGCCUUCCUCCACCAGCAGUAGCAGUAUUACUAGUGCACAGAGGAAUUCAGCAGUGGUGCCCAGUGUUUGGAGCAUGGUCCAUGCUGAUACUAGGCAACCCAGUUCUCUUCAAGUGGUAAAGGCCCCCAUCACCACAGUGUGGGGCCCGCAGCACAGCCUGCACACAGUGAGUGAAACUGUGAACUAGGAGCUGGAAGUUGAAUUUUCUUUUCUUUUUUUAAUAUAUAUGUAUAUCUGAGGAGAGAGUCCAAACAUUGCUGUUGGCUGGACAACACUGUAAAUAGGAGACUGUAUCUUCAUCACCAGUCCCCUUUUAUCAUUAACUCCUGUGCCUGCACAAUACAAGGAAUGAGAUCAGCUGUAUGAACUGGGACAAAGUAAACUAUCAAACAUGCGGUGUUAGAGACUUUAGUUAGACAACUUUUUAUUGUUAAAUAUGCUGUUCUUGAUGGAGGCACCUGCCGGUAAGAACACUUUGAUGUAUUUUCUAGAAAGAACCUUUCCUCAGUGCAGAGUAAAUGUAUUGUACAAAACUUUUGAUGCCAAUUUCAAAUUUCUCGUUACAAUUUUAUGAAAUGAGGAGGAAAUAUCCCUUGAUUGUAUAAAAUGUCAAUCUAUCAUUUUCAGGACCAGCAUGUUAGCUCUUCAGUAGCAGUACUGGACUUUAUUGAAUGUACAAAAGUCAUUGAUAUGAUUGGCUAGGCUGACGAUCAUCCAUUUUACUUCAGGCUAUAAAGGAGGACAUGAAUUUGUUUUUUGUUUUCCCCACGCACAGCAACAAUGUCAAAGUCCUAUAGUAAUAACAGACUUUUUUUUUUUUUUCCCUUUUCUUCAAGAAUUUAAUCUGUUAUUUACUACACUACAUUCCCCGUUUUUUCCUUGAGAUGAGCUGACAGGGAAAUUGAUUGUACUGCAGCAAGUCUGACUGAAUGACUUGCCUCAAUGUGUCUGUCUCCAUCACCCCCCACCCCCUUCUUCCUGUCUUUUUAUAGCUAAGGGGAUUCAUUGGCCCUCAUGAAUGUUCAUCUCAACCACUCAACACAUGCUGUCAAGUACCACAUGUUUCUUUGUUUGCAAUUUCCAAUCUUUAAAAACGAGCCGUAUUUUCUUGUUUUUGCUGAAAGCAGUAAUGUCGUUACUUUAUGCAACCUUGAUCGGUUGUGUGAUUUAGAGUGAUUGAUUGUUGUUGAGCGGGAGGGCAGUGGAUAUAGGAUGAAGGGGAGAGGAUCACAUUGUAUCUGUUACAGAAAUCCAUUUCGGUGGAGAGUUGCACAGCUAGGUGAUCUGAUGACAUCAAGCUCUUGCCGCGCCUGGACUGAAACACUACACUUGCCGCAAGGCUUGGCGCCUUAUCUUUUGUGGUGCAAAACACUUUAAACAUUGGAUCCUCCUAUUUGGGGGAUAUAUACAUUUAUCCCGAUUUUGGGGCCUUAAGAUUUGGAAAAUUUAUUUCAAACUUCUUCCUAGGAGAAAGAUUAGUUGAUGUAUAUAGUGUCUCUUCAAAGCAAAUGUUGCAGCUGUACUAAAAUGGCUGGCAUUUUCUGGGGGUUUUCUACCCAGGGGGGUACAACGGCAUACCAAAUCAAGUUUUUCCUCAUCCGUGCUUUCCACCUGUGUUUUAGAAAUGGUUUCUAUAGAGUUUCUAAUCAUUCACAAAGCUGUAGUUUCCAUGAAACUGUCAUAGCAUAAACCAUAAUAUAUGGCUGCAUGCCAUCUAGGCAUCUAUUAAAAGUAUGUGGAAAGGUUCCUGUGUGAAUGAUACUAUAGCAGGCUGUGCAUAAAUUCUUCAAUACUGUCAUGUUUACCAGUGUCAUUGAGCUGUGUGUAGUUCAAAACGGUUACAUUUUACAUGUGCAAGAAGCUGGAGAAGACAGGCGAAGGUCUGAGGUCAGAGCACUGAUCCAUCCCCCAGAAAAACAUUCUUGUUAAUGGCAGAUAUCAACUGUCCUCGUAUUUUCACUUCUCUUUUUGUCCCUCACUGCCAGUAAUGCUAUGUGGAUGUUAGAGUUUGUUUAUUUUAUUUGGUUACAGGUAGACUAGACAUCACAUCAUUAGACAGAUGUGCAUUUAUACCUCAAUUUACACAGGUCCUGUCAAGACUUGGGUCAUUUGUAGAAUACUAAGUAUUAAAGUAAUAUUUUUAUUGUUCAUACUACAUCAUGCCACUGUGACAACACCUUAUCGGUUGAGAUCCUGGAAAUGGCUGGCUAAAGAUUAGGCAGGCAGGUAUUUUAUAGCAAGGUUCAUAUGUGAUUUUUAGAUGCUCCUAUCAGACAAUGUGAUGAUGCAUGUAAAUAUUUUCCAAGGUCAUGUAUAUAAUUUUUUUUGUUUUGUUUUUUUUGUUUCUAUUGGCAUGAACUUUAUCUCAAACUGUUUCUUUACAGCCAAAUGCAUUCAAUGUUUUCAUGUUUUAGAAUCAUGACGACCGUUGGCAGUAUGACUGACUGGCUGCUGUGCCUUAAACCUACGACUGAGGGAUAUCUAUUUUUUUUUUUCUUUUUUUUUUUUUUUUUUUUUUAUAUAUAUAUAAAAAAACUUCUCAAUAGUCUGUGCAAUAUAUGCCUUAAACUUUAAAUGUGUGUUUUGUAUAAGCAUUUCAAAGGAAUAAAAGUUCAGUUUUUUUU